Molecule: messenger RNA, 931 nt
Organism: Gregarina niphandrodes
Lineage: Eukaryota; Apicomplexa; Conoidasida; Eugregarinorida; Gregarinidae
Product: putative transmembrane protein
Exons: 1
Source: RefSeq, a predicted model, not a curated record
AUGAGGACAGUGUUGGGUGUGAACGCGAGUAAGAUACAAAGUUUGUUGGCUGCUCUUCUAACAUGCGAGGGGUUCCAACCGGACUUGGGUGAGGACACGGGCGCCCGAUUAGUGAUCGUUGGUGUGGAAGGAAUGGACCGCACUCACGCUGUUGUACUAGCUCGUGAGGCUUACCUUGAAAAGCUGGACGCCCAGGUGAAGGACGCCCAGGUGAAGGACCUGGAUAUUUCUUCUAAGGCGGGCUCGCGAAAGUUCGACUUGUGCAAAGAUUGCAGAAGAUUUAGGCUGUUCAACACCCCGGGCGCGCCUGCUCCGUACACCGAGGCUGUCCUGUACAAUAACAUCGUGGAGUUUUUGAAGAGUGUGGAAGCCGGUGCAAAAGAGACCGUGGAUGAAUCGGAGACUGUGGAUAGAUGGGAGACCGCAAAGGUUUGGGAGGAUGCUUUCGGUAGAGACGAAUCCCAGUUAAUUGCUCAGGAUACAGGUGAUGACUCAUUGGAAGUGUUUGCGUCUUCAAAGCUGUCAGAAAAUACAAUGAAGGCUUUACUACCGUUAGUGCCAGAAGGAUGGGAAGACGCGUUGCGAAGAUCGGUCGUCAAUACCGACCGCUUCGACAUGGAAGCCAUGCGUGUGGCCCACAGAAGACGCUUGAUCCGGGAGGCACUGACGUUAGCGGUCAGCGGCUUAGUGACUGGAGGCCUGCUGUUGACGGGGUUCUUGUGGUAUAAAAGUUCUACCACAGCCUCCGCAAUUUUGGAUAGGCUGGAGACGCCGUGGAUGGAAUGUGUUCGUCAUCAACCGUGCCCCAAUAACUUGGUAUCUCCCGCGUUACUCACCGAGGAUUGCAUCGAAAGGUGGGGCGAGGGACGACUCAUUUGUGCAGUUGGCAGCGGGAAAUCUGGACGGGACUCUUAUGUGUGUUACCCUUACG